Messenger RNA from Nilaparvata lugens (brown planthopper), 1041 nucleotides. RefSeq lists its product as uncharacterized. The transcript has 4 exons. NCBI's taxonomy places the organism in Eukaryota, Metazoa, Arthropoda, Insecta, Hemiptera, Delphacidae. Bases 145 to 1041 code for a protein of 298 amino acids. The record is from RefSeq and is a predicted model, not a curated record.
ACUUUGCCGUGCUUGCGCACUGCAUUUUCCAGGCUUGCGCCCUGCACGGCUGUGCUUUCGCACUGCCAAAGUUCGCUGUGCUUGCGCACUGCCAAAGUUCGCCGUGCUUGCGCACUGCCUACCUUCCAGCAUCAGACAGCUGAAAUGAAUCUCCAACAGGACCAGGCAGGAACUCGUCAUGGUCUCAGCAAUAGUCAGCUGAGAUACAGCUCCAAUACUCCCAGGAGCUCGUCGAGGAAGUUGACUCAAGUUGUAGUCCUCGUCCUCAGGAAGAAACGUGAUACACAACAUUGUACACUUCAUAGAAGGCAGAAGCUGAUAGAGACUAUGCCGGUGGCGUUCUUGCUCAUGAAGAGGAGAAUGGAGGACAGCUACCGGCGCAUGCUGUAUUAUAUGCGCGAAAACUUCCUCACUUGUAAUUUCCUGUCAAUCACCACCCACUUCAAAGUCGGACUGGUGAAUGCCGUCAGGGUGGUAUUCCCAGAGGCGCAGCAUUUAGGAUGCUGUUUUCACUUCUGCCAAUCGAUUUGGCGGCACGUGGUGGCUGAAGGCCUUAUGGCCUCAAUAUGUGCUGACUUCGAAGUGAAAAAAGGUGUGAAGAUGCUCAUGGCUCUUCCUCACUUGCCACCACACCGAGGGCCCUCUCACGAUGACCGGGACCCUCCUUAUGACAUUGCUGACGGUCUGAAUACCAUCAGCAAUUACAUCGAUGAGGGAAGCCUGGAUCAGCACAGUCGCUUAAGUGAGGAGGUAAUGGGUGGGGGUGAUUGGCGUGGAAAGCCUGUCGACAUUUCAGACGCCACGCAGAUGGAACAACCACUCAGAGAGUUUUCACUCGAGGAUGCUGGCCGCCGUCGGUGUUCGGUGUCAAUAGACAUCUGGAGCUUCGUAAGACGACUCUGCAUCAUCGAAGAUAGAGUGUUCGGGAAUCUGCAGAGGAUGGAUCGUGGCAAUUGCCAGAGGAUCCGAAGUAGGAGUGGCCCCGAAAACGACUCCCACACAGGCACUUGCAUCUUCCAUUAUCAUCUGUUUUUCCAAUGA